CUGAACAAGACAGCUCCAGCUAGGGCUCAACGCAGACCACUUGAGAUUUGCCAGGGAUCUUGAGGUGAAAAAAAUUUUUAAGAAGGAUGAAUUCUGAAGACUGUUCUAUAACGGAGAAUAGCUCUUCAGAUCUGGAGAGAGGGCGGAAGGACCAUGGCACCAGUAUACGUUUUGAGGAGCAUCAUGAAGGAUCCAUUCAAGUUCCUAUCCCUCUUGCUGUGUUUAUAGUGGUCCUCAUCACUUCCUUAACGAUAGCUCUCAUUGCCUUGGGCGUGGGGAAGUACAAUUGCCCGGGCUUCUAUAAAAAGUGGGAGUCAUCUGACCACCAGGUUGCUACCUGUGAGGAUGAGUGGAUUUCAUACAAAAGGAGGUGUUACUUUUUUUCGACCACAACCAAGAGUUGGGACUUGGCCCAAAACUCUUGUUCUGAAGCUGACGCUAGUCUUGCUGUUAUUGAUUCGGAGAAGGACAUGGUAUUUCUGAAGCGAUUUGCUGGUGGACUGGAACGCUGGAUUGGGAUGAAAAAUGAAGCUAAUCAGACAUGGAAAUGGGCAAGAGAAUUUAACAGCCGGUUCAACUUGACGGGGUCUGAGAGGUGCAUGUCUCUGAAUCACACAGAUGUUGCUGCUGUGAACUGCGAGGCAAGCUUACACUGGGUCUGCAGCAAGCCCUCCAGAUGACAAGGAAGCAUACAUAUGUAGAUGACUGUGCCAUAGCAUCACAGGAAAGUUGUAUGACUGGAUGCUACUCUGUGGUUGAAUUUUCCACAAAGACUGCACAAAUCAACUUUACAUCAUCCUGGAACUCCUGCAGAUAGGACUGUGGGAAACGAGGAAGAAGAUCCAGGAAGAUACCUUGACCAGGAGCUGAAAAUAUCCCUGACUGACUGGUAAUCACAUCAAAGAUGAGAGGAUGACUAUAAAGCCUCAUAAAUGCACUUUAUAUUUUAAACUUAGAAUGAAUAAAAAUGACUAGACUUAUAGUUACUAUUUAUUGCUGAAUGACUGCAACAGCCAGCGCCUUCAUGCAUUUGCACUAUUUGGAGGGGUUUCAGUGGUAGGAAGAGCUGAAUGUAGAUACAGGAAAUUGACUGAUUAGUGAUUUUCUUAAAUUCAAAAAGCAUUCACAAGUAGACCAAUGCUUAUAAAACCAAGCUUUGCAGUAGCUCCAUCUAUUUACAGACCUUUGCCUCAUUAUUUUGUCAAUUGUUUUCCCAAAGAAUAAUAGUAGUCUUUUCUUUAACUUUCUCCAUGUAGACAGCUAAUUUUCAUUGGUAAAUACUUCUCAGUCUUUAAAAACCUCUGUAGUAUAUUUCAAAGAAGAAACAAAAGCACAGCAUAUGAGGAAUAUUUGUAAAGUCGAUUUUAAAGUGCUGAAAAGAAAAGUGCAAUAUGUGUUGUGGCAGAUCUCUGUCAAGACACACACACCCUGUGGUUUAACCCUAAAAUAACUCCAGUCUUGUCACAUAACCUGUUUGUGUCUUUCCCAGUCCUUUGUCCAAAGUAUUUCCCAUGUGCAAUAAAGUGUUUAUGUAUUUGUUUGUAUUUUAAAACCCACUAUAAAGUUUAAGCUGUUUCUAUGUAUAUGAAAAUAAAAGAUUAGACACAUGG
Arvicanthis niloticus (Nile rat) is the source of this 1610-nucleotide messenger RNA. RefSeq names its product CD69 molecule (gene Cd69). Lineage: Eukaryota; Metazoa; Chordata; Mammalia; Rodentia; Muridae. The record is from RefSeq and is a predicted model, not a curated record.